AUGCACUCCAAGAGGAACGUCUUGGGUGAAAUCCAACCCAGAGCUCCAGCCGCGCCUACCUCGCCACGACGACGCGCUCAGAACCCUACAAGCUCAUCGCCGCGUCUACCACACCACGAGUCACUCAGACCGGAAGGCAAUCUCUCAGUUCGUGAAAGAGCUGCCGGCAAACCGAUUGACAAUAAGCGACUGUCCACUGUUGCUGACGAGCUCGCUGCUGAAAGCAAGAGAGACUCUCAAGUGUCCACCACAUCCACAGGCUCCGGCACCAAAGCUAAGAGAAAGACUCAUGUUGGACCAUGGCAGCUGGGUAAAACUCUGGGCAAGGGAGCCACGGGCCGGGUACGUCUGGCAAAACAUCGGGACACCAACCAGAUCGCUGCAGUCAAGAUUGUCUCUAAGAAGUCCGCUGCGCUGGUUCAAAGUGCAAGUAUGGCCCGGAUGGACCACGAAGAUACAGCCUCAAUGAUUGCAACUGGUCCUCGCACAAUGCCUUUUGGUAUUGAACGUGAAGUUGUUAUUAUGAAGCUCAUCGAACAUCCGAACAUCAUCAAUCUCUACGACAUCUGGGAGAAUCGGGGGGAGCUGUACCUCGUCCUCGAGUAUGUUCCCGGCGGCGAGUUGUUCGACUAUGUCUCAAGCAAUGGGGCUCUUCCGGAGGAAGAAGCCGUCAGACUGUUCCGCCAGAUUAUCGCUGGGUUGUCAUACUGUCACCGUUUCAACAUCUGCCAUCGAGAUCUUAAGCCGGAAAACAUUCUCCUGGACGACAAGCGCAACAUCAAGCUAGCCGACUUCGGGAUGGCAGCUCUCCAGCCCGAUGGCACAUGGCUGAACACCUCAUGUGGCAGUCCACACUACGCCGCUCCUGAGAUCAUCCAGGGCAACCAGUACCGUGGAGACUUGUCCGACAUCUGGAGCACAGGAAUCAUCUUAUUUGCAAUGCUCAAUGGUUUCUUGCCCUUCGAUGGUGGCACAUUGCCCAAUACUCUCCGACUGGUCAAGCAAGGAGCUUACCACCUACCACAGACUCUGAGUCCGGAAGCCCAAGAUCUGAUCCAGCGUAUUCUCCAGAAGCGACCGGAAAGAAGAAUCACCAUGGAGAAGAUCUGGGAACAUCCGCUCCUCACGAAGUACGAGAAGUACCAUGCCAGCCUAGCCGCACCAGCACCACUCAUUGGUGCCGCUCCCCCUUUAAGCACUGAAGCCCGUGCUAGGCGCGUCACGAAGCGUUCAGAGAUCGAUGGCGACAUCCUGAGGAAUCUUUCGACCCUGUGGCACGGGGAGAAGCCGGAUGAGCUGGUUCGACGAUUGAUGAGUGAGGAACCUAAUCACGAGAAGCUCUUUUACUGGGCGUUGAUCAGAUUCCGAGACGAUCAGCUUGAGAACUAUCCAGGUGAUCCGCUUCAUCACUCUGCAAGUGACUAUCACCACGUCAGCAAACCGCCAGCCAAGCCCAAGCGUGGCCACAACCGCCGAGCUUCUCAGUUCUCCAUUGUUAGUGAUGACAACAACAAGAGGGACGGGUAUUAUAAGAACUCUGCCACGGCGGCAAGCAAAGCUACGCAAAGCAGUUAUGAUCCAUAUCGCGCUUCCAGGACUCCUAUUGACCGAGAUGCCCCGGAACCUCCCACAGUCGUUAUCCGCCAUCGCCCAACCACUCCUGGAGGCCGUUCUGUGAGCUCCGCCGGUAGCGUCAGAUAUCGCGCCGUGGAUAGAAUGCGACCUGAAGUACCUGCACUGCCCACGUUCACGUCCGAAGAACUUGAGAAGCUCAUUUCAAAGAAGCGUGCCUCAUAUUCUACUGCAACCUCGAAGAGCUCUUUGUCGUCGAGCACGAGACGCGUACCAGGCAUCAGAAAGUCAGUCAGCUACAAGCGCCAGGUCAGCUUUCAACAUCGUCGUCAGAACUCUUCUGGCCCUGCCAACCGACAAGCUCGACCUUUGUUCUCCGAGAGUCGCCUGUCUGAUCGUCCAGUGACUAGAAGUACCACGAACGGGAGUCAGAGCAACCCUAGCCUAUCGACACCGGCACAAGUGUCCCGCCCGCGUAAGUCCAGCUCGGACAUCGACAUGAAAAAGCAGCGCGUUGCCAGUUCCUACUUCAAAGACGAGACACGAAAGGUCAGCGCAGAGCUUGGCAAGAUUUGUGAAGAGGCAUUCAAUCGGUCAUCGGUAUCUACUGUUAGCGAAGCCAGUCCGGCUGCUCCCAUGGACUCGUCGGCGACUUCAAUGGCGGCACAUGAUUACAAAGUUCCGGAAAGCAUCCGCAACAGACCACUUCCUGCAACUCCAGUGCUACAGGAACUUUCUGAGCGCCGACAGAAGAUCAUUGAAACCUGGGGAGAUGCCGAUCCAUCUGUUCUUGUCGACAUGCUCGCUGCUCUUGACAGACGCAUCGACGCUGAGUUCGAGAAAAUGAGAAGUUGCGAUAAGCGAGCAGCAUCUGACCCAACUCACAACACUAGAUACUAUUCCGGCAUGACCCCUGCAGACACUAUGGCAGAUCUCAGACGCAAUCGUGACGAAGUUUCCCGAGCAGCAUCGGCCCCUGUCAAGUUCAAGACACCUGGCUCCAAGCAGGAUGCUACCAUACGCCUGGUCACACCUGAUCCGACGUCCCCUUUCCCUCGUGCAGAACCAUUGAGGGUCAAGAAGAACAAGGUUGCUCUCAUCAAUUCGCUGAGAGGCGGUCCAUUGGAAGCAUAUGAGCGUGAUGGGUAUGAUCCACGUCUGUAUGCAAGACGGGAGCUCGACACUAUCGAUGAGAAUCCAAGCUCGCCGAAGAAGAAGAACUUCCCAGCGAACGGCCCUCGGAAAUGGUCGUGGCUUGGAAAACGUGGUUCCGGGACGCAGGAUGCGCCAGAGCCCAACAAGUCUUCCGAGGAUGUUUCUCAAGAGGCGCUCUCAAACGCAUCCCAAGUUGUCCAACCGAGCGAGUCUGGCAAUCCUUCCACGCUUUCGACCGCGAAGGUCAGUGAGCCCCAGACAACGGACAUUGAAUUGCAUAUGGAGAAGAAGAGAAAAUGGUUUCAGAAGAUGUUUGCCAAGUCAUCGCGAUUCAAAGACGGUGAUUUAGCAACUACAGGCGACCAUCGCAUCGUGCGAGACCUAUCCGAGGGGACAGAAUCAACCCAUGACCCAGCAGAGACGAAGGCGGUCGCUCGAAUAAGCUACCCUCCUGCUACGAGCGUUGACGCAGCUUCGGCUGCGGCUGCCGUUGGCCCCAUCGAGGUCAACCAGAACUGGUUUGCCAAGUUCUUCCACAUCAAACCCGCGACGCGAGUAAUGUGCCUUGUCAUCAGCAAAGCCAAGGCGAAGAAAGAGCUCGUCAAGAUCCUCAAGGAAUGGCGGAAGUUUGGUUUGAGAGACGUGGUGUCCGAAAGACGAAGUGGCACUGACCUUGUGCGUGGACGUGUUGAUGCAUCAAACUACCUCAAGCUCAAACCAGUCCACUUUCAUGCAUUUCUAUAUUCCGUUCUUGAACAUGGCCGAAAGGCAAAUCUGAGCAUCAUGAAAUUCACCCAAGAAAAGGGCGCAGCCAGCAGUUUUUACAAAGUUGUCGACACACUUGAGACACUGCUCAAAGAGCGCGACAUGCUCGUCGUCAAUGCGCAGCGCAAGAAAGGCAUUGAGAGAAGCAUGAAGGAAGCGGGAUUGUGA
Messenger RNA from Cladophialophora yegresii CBS 114405, 3660 nucleotides. Its product is annotated as CAMK/CAMKL/GIN4 protein kinase. Gene Ontology annotation, cellular component: cytoplasm. NCBI's taxonomy places the organism in Eukaryota, Fungi, Ascomycota, Eurotiomycetes, Chaetothyriales, Herpotrichiellaceae. The coding region runs from base 1 to 3660 and encodes 1219 amino acids. The transcript has 2 exons. The record is from RefSeq and is a predicted model, not a curated record. Gene Ontology annotation, molecular function: protein serine/threonine kinase activity; ATP binding. Gene Ontology annotation, biological process: protein phosphorylation; intracellular signal transduction.